GCAGAAUGACACCCUGGAUCUGAUCUGAAACAUGACUGGCACACUGCAUCUGAAACAUAAAGGUUACACUGGAUCUGAAACAGAAAUGACACACUGGAUCUGAAAAAUAACUGACACACUGACUAUAAACAGGACUGACACACUGGCUAUAAACAGAAAUGACACAUUGGCUCUGAAACAGAGCUGACACAGGGCAUCUGGAGUAGAAAUGACACGCUGGAUCUGAAAUAAAACUAACCCACUUGCUCUGAAACAUUACUGAGACACUGCAUCUAUAAUAGAUAUGACUCAUCUCUGUUUCAGAGCCAGCGUAACACUGGAUCUGAACGCACAAUUGAUGCAGCAUAGAGUUUACACAAGGUAGCUGAUACUCAAGACAGCUGAUGAAGGUCUAACACACUGUAGCUCACCUGGAUCUCAAGGUAUUAAGAAAUCAAUUUAUUUUUACCAUAAUUUAUUUUUAGCACAAUUUAAUUUUAGUAUAAUUUAUUAUUUGUUUAUGUAUUCAUCGAACGAAAAGGUGUUUUUAUAUAUAUAUAUAAUUAUGUUUAAUACACUUUUAAAAUAAUAGCAUCGUCCUAGUUUAUAUCCCCUUGAGAUAGUCAACAAACAUGAUCACAGUCCAUUGUAACCUUUUAGUUUUGACUAGUUAAUGAACAGUCGGAAGUUAAGUCACAGAAAUUUCCCGAUGUGUAUUAACAUUUUCCCAUUAUAAUUUUUUUUUUUUUUUAAAAUGCAAAAUUUUUAACAUAACUCAAGGGGAAAGUCCUACAAUCAUAUUUCUACAAUUUAACAGAAUGUAUUUUCAAAACCAAAAAUCUGACAAUUUUGUACCUAAUUUUUUUUUUUUUUUUAACUCUGUCAUUUUUUUUUUUUUUUUAAAAUGCAAAAUUUUUAACAUUACUCUAGGGGAAAGUCCUACAAUCAUAUUUCUACAAUUUAACAGAAUGUAUUUUCAAAACCAAAAAUCUGACAAUUUUGUACCUAAUUUUUUUUUUUUUUUUAACUCUGUCAUUUUAUUCAUCAGAUAGCAUUUCGUCGUUUUACUAUGAAUACAUUCGCAGUAGUCUUCGCCUUACUCAUCAUUGCUAUGGGAUUGACAGUCUUCCUAAUCACCUCGACUCAGUCGUCAUGCUCCUAUGUAAAUAUGUUCUUUAUUUCUUUUUUAAACUAAUUCUUUUAAAGCGCACCACGUUGAGCUCAGCCGAUUAGCAACACCACUUAGAACUUAGGAAGUAGCUGUAUUUAAACUAAGAUACUCAUAACAGUAAAUGUGUAUGAUGAUGAUGAUGAUUGAAUACGUGUUAUAGUGCUUGUGUCCAUGCAAUUUUAACAUGCUCACAGCGCUCUGAGGUCCUAAAAUCUAUUAAAAUUUUGUUAAAAUAUUUAAAUGUUUCUUAAAUGUACUAAUUGUGUCAGUGAAAAGAAGUGGUUAUCUCAAAGAGUAAAAAAAAAAAAAUGCUGUGGAGUAUAUAAAUGGAAAUAGUAUGGAGGCCGAGUGGUCUAAACUGAGUCAAUUCAAAAAACAAAACCAUCCCCCAACAUCCCCCCACCCCUGCAACCCGUGUUGAUGGGACUCGUUAACCUUGGACGGCCACUCAUCUAAGAGGAGGCAAACUCUGAAUUCAAACCCGGAGAUGGAGUUUCGUAUGUGGAUAAUAUUGAAACAAUGAAUCUUCGGAAACUCCUGCGACGCUAAUGGUGCCUAGCUGUGUCAUCCAUAAAUAAUGUUGCCUUAGGUUAUCCAUGUGCGUGGAGAGAGUCGAGUAGGUGACAAGGUUUUGCGUCCUCCCAAAGAAAUAUCCCACAUUGUGAUGGACGAAUGCCAUAAAAAAUAUUAUAAAUGAGACAAGAUGUCUGAAAAAAAAAUUCUACUCGAUAAUUGCGUUCCAUCACACGCGAGGGAGUAACAAAAACUAUAUCAAACUUUUUGCAAAUCCAAUUACCUAACACUUGGAUUUCGGAUAGUCAAAAUAAAAUCGCUACUGGAAGUUUGCACAUUUUGCUGUUCCAAUACCGAAUUAAUUAUUUUUUAAAUCACAUCACUCAAAACAAAACUACAUUCGCUUGAAUUAUUAAAUAUGUGAAGCGAUAUACAUUUGACCAAUCUAAAAGAAAAUUGUUUGAUACAUCCUAACCUCUUCGUCACAAAUACCUAAGAUCAUCUCGAUCAUUGCGAAUUCUUUUCCUCAAAGUUUGGACCAAAAGAUAUAGAAAAAUUCAAUUGUUCUCAAAUACACAAGCAUUUAUCAGUUUUUCUCUCGGCUGUUACAAAAUGUAAAUAAUCACUCUCCAAGACAACACUAUCCCUAAAGGAGUGAUGCUCCAUGACAUAGAACUGCUGAUUUUGUGCCAUUGGGAAUUACUUUAAAAUGUCUUGUGUUUAAAUUUGUCAGGUAUAAAAGUGUUUCUCCUAUAAGGCUCUGUAGGUAGCAAAUGAAAAAAAAACGUAUAUGUCCUGUAUUAACAGCGUUAAUUGUAACAUUGAUUUUGUAUUGUUAUAUGUAUUGUCUAAUGGGGUUCUUCAUCUUGCGUUUGCUUAUUCAGCACUCCUAAUUAUCAUUCCAAUGCUUAUUGUAAAAAAGAAUGAGGCCAAAUUCCACGAAUCGCAUCAUAACAUAUUUAUUGACAGAAUAUUUACUUCACACAGUAUAAAAUAAAUCUCCUAAACUGAAGGAAACAUGCCUGUUCGUUGCCUUGUUACUUCAUACACAUAAUUCACUCAGAUUGCAAUAUACAUAUCACGAUGCUCAUAGAUAAACACUUAGUGGAUGCAAGAGCACAAAAAAUCAAACUGCAAUGAUAACCAUGUAUGAAUCACUUCUCCUCUUGCUCAUACUUUUGAUUAUGAUAUAUUAAGACAUUUAACUUCCUGUUAAUACUAAAUUGUAAAAACAAUACAUUGCGCGAAACAAUUCAUUAUGUUAAUAUUUUAUCUGUUAAAUGUCCAUUUAAUUUUAAAAUUUAAAAAAAUACAUUUUCCAUUGAUUUGGGUCAGUAAAAGAAUAUUAUCUUAGUAAACGCGUUUCCCGAAUGGUUGAGGCAUCCAGGAAUCUGAAUUUCUCAAAAUGCUUAUCGAAGUAAUUUUUUUAUUUUUAAUAAGCUUCCUUUCCAACCAAGAAAGACCAAGGAAAACGAAUGUUACAGGGCCUUUUACUUCCUCUUUCCAGUGUAUUUCAGUCACAACUCUCUCUAGAAAUUUGGAACCAGAUGAAACAGAGUCAUCAACGAUAGAAUUUCUAGCCAAUGAACUGAAAAAGAAAUUGUCGCUGGCCAACGUGACAGCAAAUGUCGAAAACAUCACGACAUUAUGUCGAACUCUCAAAAUCCAGUAUGUAGACAAAUGUAACCGGACGGACAUAGACGACAACUGCACGCAGAGACAGCUGCCGGAAAACUUGGAGACCAGGAUAGAGCAACUGGUGUUCAGAAAAAAUCUGAUAAUAUCCCCUUACUAUCGUGACGUCAUCAGAAACAUGACCAGCUCCAUCACAAGAUCGUAUGACCUCAUCAUUGUGAGUGCGCUGUCAUCGAAUCACUACAACGAGACCCAGGUCAGUGAAGAGACAUUUUUAGAUAUUUUUUUUUUUUUAAUGUCUGAAUUAGGGGGGGAGGGGGGGGGGGGGGGGCGUUUUUGGGGGGGGGGGGUCCAGUAGAUCUAUUUUAAUGGUCUGGGGUAAGCCAUCGGCAACGAGAGUCAUCUGCUUGUUUCUGGCAUACAAAAUCUUCAGAUCGUGGAGACUACGCAAAGAUUCGUACCGAGGCUGUGACAAUAAGACACGUCACUUAACUGUGACGCCACUUGUAGGGGGGCCCAACAUCCUGUAACCUCUAAAAAAAAAUUUAAAAUCCUUUUUUUUUUUUUUUUUGCUUAUCAAUCAUUAAUUUUAUUGAAUCUAAAUAAACCCCCUUUUUUUUACAUGAAAAUAUGAUUAAUCUUAUGUAGCCCAUAUAAAAAAUAAAAAAAUUUAAAUUCCUUUUUUUUUUUUUUUUUGCUUAUCAAUCAUUAAUUGUAUUGAAUCUAAAUAAACCCCCUUUUAUUUACAUGCAGAUAUGAUUAAUCUUAUGUAGCCCAUAUAAAAAAACAUGUUCUCUCAAGUCGAAAUCGACGCAUGUUUAGUUCUUGCCGUCGGCGCAUUAUGUCCGUGGUUUACGCCAUCAAGACCAUCUGUUGGCUUAACCUAAUCAAUCCCUCGUUCGUCCAUUUGUCAUAGCUUCAACUACAAGCCUUCUUCCCUUUUUUUUUCCUCCCUAAAUUUUAAAUUAUUAUAUUUUAUUCCGAGUUAUUAUUAUUUUUUUAUUUUUAAAAUUAACACAACUUCGAAGAAGGCCAAAGAAAAAAAAAAAAAAAAAAAAAAAAAAAACAUGAAUUAUUAUUAUCCCAUGAUAAUGAGAUUGUAUUUACUUUUUAAUAUGUUUACCCCAUUUAAACACGCACAGCUCCUCAAUCAUGGAUUGUUUUUGUUCAAAUCUAUUGACUUCUGCAACAGGCCAUGUUAAAAAACCUUCACCAAGAGGUGUUCGUACAUCUCACCAACUUUUUGUUGGUUCUGUUUGACCUCGGCCUGACCCCAGAGGAGAGAGGAGAACUGGAGAAAUACUGCAGGUUAGUUGCCGCUGGCUAUUUGUAUGAGAGCAACAGUUGCUAUUGCCUAUGGAAUCAUUACUUAUAAACAAAAUUUAUUAUAUGAAGACCAACAUUAUUUACGCAUGGCUACUAAUUUGUCAAAUAUUUUGUAUAUGCCAAGUGGGGUCUUUCUAGGAUGACAAUAAUUUUCCCCAGAAAGGUUUCCUUUUCAUUUUUUUUAACCCAAAAUAUAAGGUGAAACAGAGACCAAAAGGAAAUCAUGCAAAUUUAAAGAACUCAUAAAAAAAAUAGUUUUUAUAUAAAUCCUCUAUAAAAUAUUAUAACUUGCAAAGGGGUCAAGGCAAAAAAUGUGUUUAAACAUGCAUACAAAUAACACAUUUUUUUAAAAAUCCCAAUUUGUGCCCCCCCCCCCCAAACUAAGCCUCACAACCGCACAUAAUAAUAAAAAUAAUAUAACUUGCAAAGGGGUCAAGGCAAAAAAUGUGUUUAAACAGAAAGACAAAUAACAAAUUUUUUUAAAAAUCCCAAUUUGGGACCCCCCCCCCCCCAAACUAAGACUCACAACCGCACAUAAUAAAUUAUUUGUACCCGCUUUUAAAAGGUUUAAGAAAUAUUUCAAUUACACAUUAAUCCUAUAUUCUAUUUUGCAGGUGCACAUUGAUACUAUAUUCUAUAUUUCAGAUGCACUGUCAUUACGUUUCCUUUCCACCUCUUCCCUCCCCACUUUGAAAAGAUGAAAUGUUUUGCCUGGAAACCUCCAAUAGUCAGAUCCAUGAUUGAUAAAGCGAAUGUUGUCAUUUGGCAAGACGCGUCCAUAAGGUAGGACUGUGUGAGGUUGAUUAUUAUUACAUCAAGAAAUGGCGUCAGCGGGGCGAGUUUGCACUCUUUAUGCCCCCCCCCAAAUUACCCCUCCCCGGCCCAACGUAUCGGGCCGCGGAGUAGCACGUUGGAGAUGCCCCCUCGUCAGGACGGCCCCCACCCUGGCCCCUCACCCAGGUCCCCGACCCGGGCGCCUGGGCGCUUGACCAGGAUCCCGCAUGGGGGCCACCCCAACCAGUAGGCACCCGGUCGGUCCGACACUAUGCGUUUAAAUAGUGCACUCGAUCGACUUUCUUUAGGAGUUGGGAUGGAAAAUUUACGUCUAAUAUCUUCCCCCACCCAUCCCGGGAAAGCGUCGGACGCCCUAUAAGAGGGAUUCCACAGUGGGUUUCCACAACGCAACUAGCUCGCGCUGUAGCUGGGACGAAACGGUUGCCUAGGGACAGCUUUCUCAGGGCUGCAUUUUUUGAAUCCUCGGCCAGAGGUUACCACCCUCGCCUCUGGCCUCAUACCCGUCACCGGCAACUUGUAAUCAUGAUCCCUACCCUGGCUCUGCCUAAUUUUCCGUCUGUGAAGUAUCACAACUGGCAGCCCUGUGGGAGCUGUUUUAUGUACGGCAGGUACCGAGCACACCCUUUGUCUGCCCACGCGGGGCGUGCCCAGUAGUUCUGUUCCCCGGCACACGCCGAGGGGGUCGGUGGCCGACGCUUCCUAAUCGACAGGCCACAACAGACUUGCCAACCGGAAACCGGGGUCCGUGUGAGGUUGAUAAAACGAUUGAUCAAGCAAAUGUUUUCAUUUGGCAAGACGUCUCCAUCAGGUAGGACGGUGUGAGGUUGAUAAAACGAUUGAUCAAGCAAAUGUUCUCAUUUGGCUAGACGUCUCCAUCAGGUAGGACUGUGUGAAGUUGAUAAAGCGAUUGAUCCAGCAAAUGUCCCCAUUUGGCAAGAAGUCUCCAUCAGGUUAGAACAAUUGUUUUAUUAUGAAGAAGCCUAUAUUGACAUUUGGCAAGGCGACUUUAUCACGUUGGAUGAUGAGGCGGCAAAAAAAGACCCUAUUUACCUAUUCAGAUCAUAAGUUAUGGUCCACAUUUUUCAUGAAAGUACUUUAAACCACACCUAACACAACUUACAUUUAAAAGUAAAUUUUAAAUUUUAUACGAUUAAAGUACAGCUCAAUAAUAUACACAGUGGAUUUGUUUGUUCUUAUCACCAUUAAAUCGUCUCUCAGUUGUCAUUGUACAAAGAAUUGUGUAUCAUGUUACCAUUUGACCAGCACUUGCUGGCCUACAUAUGUUCAUGUUACCAUUUGACCAACACUUAUUGGCCUACAUAUGUCACUGUUACCAUUUGCCCAACACUUGAUGGCCCCACAUAUGUCCAUUUUACUAUUUGACCAACACUUGGUGGCCUACAUAUGUCCAUGUUACCAUUUGAACAACACUUGGUGGCCUGCAUAUGUCCAUGUGACUAUUUGACCAAGAUUCAAUGGCCUACAUAUGGCUUUGUCAUUGAUUGACAACACUAAAUUGACUUAUAAAGAUCAAUACUCGGAGGUCGAGAUUUUACUCUCUUAGGACCUUGGCCGUGAAACAUGGCCUAGUAGUCCAUGGGGACUCCGGCCAUGCAACUCGGCCUUGAGCAAAAUGGGGUUUGGAACAGCUUUACUUCCUCUCCGGAGAUGGCGUUGCGUUGCCACCUCCACCGCCCGGGAGCUGUUCGUUUUCCCCUUGGUGUGGGACAGCUUCGCCUCCGCUCCGGAGAUGGCGUUGCGUUACCACCUCCACCGCCCGGGAGCUGUACGUUUUCCUUGGUGCGGGACGGCUUUGCCUCCUCUCCGGGAGUAGUUGCUGGCUUACUAACUCCCACCAUCCCGGGAGUCCUGAGCCAAGUUUUGGGGGUUCCCAACGAGUUGUUUCCCUCCGGGGAGGCGUUUCGUUGCCUCAAACCCGCGUUUUUUCGGGAGCUGUUCGGACCGGACAGAACGGCUUUAACUUCCUCUCCGGGGGAGGCGUUGCGUUGCCUCGAUCCACCGUUCUGGGAGCUGUUCGGGCUGGACAUGUCGGGACGAAACGGUCGCCUAGGGGUGGCUUUCUCAGGGCCACGUCUUUUUAAUCACUGGCAAGGGUUUAGGACCCACUACCUCAUACCCAUUACCGGCAACACGUAAUCAUGUUAGCGCUUCCUUCCGUUGCGUUAGAAGUCAUGCGUUUUGCAAAAUAAAUAAAUAAAUAAAUGAAAAGGGGGUUGAGCAAAAUAUCUUCCUCCCAGUGGAAGGGGGCUUUGCGUUACCCCCUCCCCUAGCCCAGUGGGUCUUCCGAUAGGGACAGUGUGAUCUUUGGCUUCAGGGAGCAUGCCCUAUACUGGUCUUCCACGCCACGAAGAGGCAGAUCACGUGCACACCACCUCGAGCAAAGUGGUGUGAGUUUCCCCCGGUCUAGCGCAAGCCAUCCCGAGGGAAACUUGGAAGACUAAAUUGACUAAAAGUUUCUAUCAUUAGAUACACCCAGCCUGACGUCAUUCCCGUCAUGGUGAGACGAACCAUUCAGCGCGGAGUACAGCAACGUUACUUCACAGGUGCAAUACCAAAUCCAUAUUGGACACUGCCUCAGGUAAGUUUAGUCUGAGUAUAGCCUAAACUAAAAGAGUUGAUGAAACUCUAGAAUUUUCUUUUUGUACAAUAUUUAAGAAAAUUAUAAUAUCACUAUAAUGUAUUUCAAGGGUUCUGAACCUGGAGAGCGGGAGGCAGUGUAGGGGGCGCGAGAUGAUCCACAGAUUUGAGAUUAUUAGCAUUUUUAUCCCGUUGUUGCCGAAGAAUACCAAAUCCAUUUUUAACGCUUUCUCGUGUAAAAUCUUGAUGGGUUUUGCAAAGAUCAACUAAUCAGUAGGAUCAUUUAGAUGUUCGUUUAAAAUUUACAAAUAUAUUUCUUAUAUAAUUAACCAGACAGGGGAAAAAAAAGAGUGUUUUAAAAAAUAUCGUUACGAAUACCUUUACAGAACAAUGCAAUCAUUACCUUAUCCUCGUGCAUUGUUUCUAGAUGUUUGAAUAUUUCGGAGACUCCCCGUGCGCUCAUAUGGCGUUUAAUCAAUGCGAGGGAACGUUUGGAAUGUAUCACAGGUGAGUGAUUGCUCUUGUUUGGAAUGUAUCACAGGUGAGUGAUUGCUCUUGUUUGGAAUGUAUCACAGGUGAGUGAUUGCUCUUGUUUGGAAUGUAUCACAGGUGAGAGAUUGCUCUUGUUUGGAAUGUAUCACAGGUGAGUGAUUGCUCUUGUUUGGAAUGUAUCACAGGUGAGUGAUUGCUCUUGUUUGGAAUUUAUCACAGGUGAGAGAUUGCUCUUGUUUGGAAUUUAUCACAGGUGAGUGAUUGCUCUUGUUUGGAAUGUAUCACAGGUGAGUGAUUGCUCUUGUUAGGAAUGUAUCACAUGUGAGUGAUUGCUUUUGUUUGGAAUGCAUCACAGGUUAGUGAUUGCUCUUGUUUGGAAUGUAUCACAGGAGAGUGACUGCUCUUGUUUUGGCUUUUUGGCGCCUUGAUGCUGUCACGCCUUCAUACUUUCAACAUGCUAAUUUUUUUCUUUCUCUUCCCCUGUCUAUCCCCGUGAUUACGAGUCGAUGUUGUGUUCUUCUAUCUAUCCCCCGUGAUCACGAGUCGAUGUUGUGUUCUUCUCCUCCAUCUAUCCCCGUGAUCAUGAGUCGAUGUUGUCUUCUUCUUCCCCCGUCUAAUCCCCGUGAUCACGCGUCGAUGUUGUGUUCUUCUCCCCCGUCUAUGUCCGUGAUCACGAGUCGAUAUUGUGUUCUUUUUCCCCCGUCUAUGUCCGUGAUCACGAGUCGAUAUUGUGUUCUUCUUCCCCAUCUAUCCCCCGUGAUCACGAGUCAAUGUUGUGUUCUUUUUCCCCCGUCUAGGACGUGAUCACGAGUCGAUGUUGUGUUCUUCUUCCCCCGUCUAUCCCCCGUGAUCACGAGUCGAUGUUGUGUUCUUCUUCCCCAUCUAUCCCCCGUGAUCACGAGUCAAUGUUGUGUUCUUUUUCCCCCGUCUAUCCCUGUGAUCACGCGUCGAUGUUGUGUUCUUGUCCCCCGUCUAUCCCCCGUGAUCACGAGUCCAUAUUUUCUUUUCUUCUUCCCCAUCUAUCCCCCGUGAUCACAGGUCCAUGUUUUGUUUGCUUCUUCCCCAUCUAUGCCACGUGAUCCCUGGUCCAUUUUGUUUUCUUCUUUGUAUCGAAACCCCCCCCCCCCCGGUGUCACUCACCGUUCCGGUCUCAGUUCGGUGAACAAUUCAUGCAUCCAGCCUAUCGUGACACAGUGUCGCGCAUGUUUAAAAAACAGAACUUGGAUGGUAACGAAUUACACAAUUGAAAUUUUCUAACGUAUAGGUUGAUAACUUCCAGGCUUGUAUUUGAAAACGUGUGUUUAUUCAUUGAUGAGCAGACGUUAACAUGGGGUUCAAGGAAUUAAGAAACUUAUUACAAAAGAGAGGUGGACACAAACAAACAAAAAUGUGUAUCACAAAAUGCCCAAACACAAACGAUGUGAUUUUUUUUAAGAGCUUCCAUGUUAUUUAGUGGCUAAAAUGCCACCCGGAGCGAACUCGCGCGAAAAAAAAUAAAAUAAAUAAGUUAAAAAAUUCCCACAAUCACACAAGGUGCUGGUGAUAACAUAAACUUAAGUUUUACCAGGGGCGUUUCCCACCCCCCUUCGCCCCUUUUUAGGGUACGCCGCCAAUAUUCAUUCUAUCGAAUCAUUAGUUCGGCCAGGGCAGUCGUCCCGAGUAAUUAUUCUUUUGAUCUUUCAGCGAACCACUUGUCGUGAAGGCCGUCCUUGACCCCUGGUUCGGCUGCGCACUCAGUCCUGCAUGCACGUGCCCUGCAAAUCAGCGGGCGUAUCAGGAUUGUCCACGUGAACGAGACCCCACCAAACUCGGCCACUGCAUGAGGCAUGACCAGUCGUCCAUAACGGUCAUCCUCGCCAAGCUGUUCCGAGAGAAAUUCCACCAUUUCGUCGUCAACGUGCAUUGGUUCCAGGACACCAAGCGGGGAGAACAGACGAUUUACUUCUCAAAAUAGGACUAGAAAAAGUUAUUUCUAUACCAGAUAACAUAUAACACACAAUCUCCACAUAAAAUAUGCAUUGUGGUGUAUUGCGUUGCGAGAGAGGGGAGAAAAGAGCCAUCUCAUUAGAUGUGACAUUGCUUUUGUAUUAUAAUGAGUACUAGUAAAAUUACCCGGCUCUGCUCCGGCUUGUGAUAUAUGACCAAAAAAAAAAAAAACCUUAGCUAAAGUAACUAUUAACAUUUCAUUUCCUUCUAUAACAGACUAGAUUUAAUAAUUAUUGUAGCAUUAAACUGUUGCCCAUCACGUUUCAGUUAACAUUCCUGAAGCCUGACCUUGUACUGAGUGCCUAUCAUUGUACUUUUCCAAUUCUGGUUGGUUGUCAAGUAUUACCACCAACUGUGUCGAAAAUCAAUUCUUUUUUUUUUUUAAUUGGGCCAUGUAUGUUUUGGCUGAUUGGGAAGGCACCAGCCAUUUGUCUAAUUUUCUGUUUCCGAAUAUGGUCCCUUCUUUUUUUUUUGUGGCUCCCCUCAAAGAUCUUAUCGUGCUGGUUACCAUUUUUUUGUUAUUUUCCAAUUCUUGUUGGUUGUUAAGUAUUACCACCAACUUUGUCGAAAAUCAAUUUUUUUUUUUUUUUAAUUGGGCCAUGUAUGUUUUGGCUGAUUGGGAAGGCACCAGCCAUUUGUCUAAUUUUCUGUUUCCGAAUAUGGUCCCUUCUUUUUUUUUUGUGGCUCCCCUCAAAGAUCUCAUCGUGCUGGUGACCAUUUUUCUCACUAUACUUUAUGCAGAGGCCAGGUUUGACACUGUAAUACUACAGUGUGAUUUUCGGAUGUAAGUUAUGCAAUUUUGACAUUAACUUUUUUUGCAAGGUAUUUAAGAAGUUUAUGAUAAACAUGUACAACAUGUAAAUAAUUUAAUUUAAAAAAGGUGUAAUCUAAUAUGGACUGAAAUUGUUCCGUGUUUAACAAGUUAUACCUCUUAGACAGUGCUAUCCUCAUAGAAUACACCUCUGAGACAUGGCUAUCCUCAUAGAAUAAACCUCUGAGGCAUGGCUAUCCUCAUAGAAUACACCUCUGAGAAUGGCUAUCCUCAUAGAAUACACCUCUGAGACAUCGCUAAUCUCAAAGAAUACACUUCUGAGACAUGGUUAUCCUCAUAGAAUACACCCUGAGACAUGGCUACACUCAUAGAAUACACCGACCCAUCUUUUGACUAAAGUCUGUUUGAGUAUCAAUCCCAAGCUAUUGAUUCUCCCUUCCAACAUGCUUCAUAAGGUAACUGAUCAAAAUAAAUGGACAUUUGUUGUUUUUUUUGUCAUUCAUGGUACAUAUGUUUUUUUCAGUCCUGAAAAUGCUUGUUUGUGUUUAUAUUAAUCAAUAAGGAGCCACGGGUAAGUUGUCGGACUGUCUGUAGGGCUAUUAUUUAAAAGAAUACUGACAGGGUGUAGGGCUGGCGGUAGGUCUAUUGCUUAAAGGCUAGCAGGUAGGCUGUAGGACUGUCUGUUGGAAUAUUGUUGAAAGUCCGGCAGGUAGGGUGCAUGAGCAGUUGACUCUUUUUGACACGUGUUUAUUUUGACACUUGUCUAUGUAGACGCGUGUUUGCCGCCCGCCCCUAAAAUUCAACUGCUUACCUGCGUUCAACCAUCACGAAUGACACCCGCAUCGUGACCGCUUUUCCUUCCCCUACUCAGUAAUGAUUAUAUAAAAGAUGCUGAGAAGGGGACGGCCGGUUGUCAAAAGGAAGCAGGACACACCAGAGGCAAUAUG
Messenger RNA from Lymnaea stagnalis (great pond snail), 12214 nucleotides. Lineage: Eukaryota; Metazoa; Mollusca; Gastropoda; Lymnaeidae. The record is from the annotation of a GenBank genome assembly.